Molecule: messenger RNA, 1785 nt
Organism: Lachnellula hyalina
Lineage: Eukaryota; Fungi; Ascomycota; Leotiomycetes; Helotiales; Lachnaceae
Gene: YOX1
Product: Homeobox protein
Exons: 4
Coding region: 1-1785 (594 amino acids)
Biological process (GO): regulation of DNA-templated transcription
Cellular component (GO): nucleus
Molecular function (GO): transcription cis-regulatory region binding; DNA-binding transcription factor activity, RNA polymerase II-specific
Source: RefSeq, a predicted model, not a curated record
AUGACUGACGCGACUUUACCCCCACCCCGCUCUUCCUCUGUGCGCUCUACUUCUGAAGGAAGAGAACGUUCGGAUUCCAGUCAAAGCCGCGAGGAGUUCGACAUGUCUAUGGAACAGAGUUCCGAUCCUGCAAGUGGAGAAGGAACAUCGGGCGAGUCAGAGAGUAGGGCAGAGAACAAACAGAGGCGGAAGAGGACGAGCCCCUCAGAUCAAGCAAUCCUCGAAGCGGAGUACAAGUUAAACCCGAAACCCAGCAAGGCAGCGCGCGCGGAAAUCGUGGAGAAGGUUACUUUAAAUGAGAAAGAAGUUCAGAUAUGGUUCCAGAAUAGGCGGCAAAUAAACAGACGGAAAUCACGCCCACUUCUGCCACACGAGAUCGCAGCCUUUGGACUCAGAGGUAUGGCUGCACUGUCGUCUGAUCCUGCGCCAAUUGAGGAAUUCCCCAGUAGCCAGACGAUGGUUGGGGCAGGAACAAGCUCGCAGCAAGAAGCUGUAUUCAGCAGCCAAGAAGAUAUUGGGAGUUCCCAGGAGGUCGAAGCGAAGGAGACGCACAAGGAGAAACGCGACGAUCUAGUGAAUGUUUUGGAAGAAGUCGUGGAGGCGCAAUUAUUACCCACCUUGGACACGGCAUCAGAGGUCAAUGCCACAAUAGUCGAUCCCAGUCCAGAAUUCAGCUCGUGCUCGGCCUCGGAGAGUGUCACCAAGUCAUUCUCUUCAACUCCUGGAUACUUGGCCAAUCGUUGGAAUAACAUGAACAGCUCUUUUUCAACCCCUACCUCGUCACAAACCCCCAUAUUUCUAACUCCUCCGAUUGCCGGCAGUGUUGAUACAAUGCAGCCAGCAUCAUGUCCUGAACGAAUUUGUGCUUCUCGGAGUUCAGCACGAUCCCCUCAGAUGAGGAUUUCAAUGUCACUUGACGGCAAGGCAGAAUUAAUCUCAGAUGAUCUAUCACCACCUCGGGCAAUCCCGCCACGACCAACUUCUUCCGCAGGCGCCUAUUUACCACAGAAGCGAAUGAGAACUCUCCAACGAAGCCAAAGUGCUCUUCCAUUUGGUCCCCUACCUAGGCAAUCUAUCCCGGGUGCUCCUUUCCCUCGUCUACCUACUGGCCGCUCACGAGAUGCACGGUCCUGGGAAUUCUGCUGCGAUACUGAAAGUCGUGACGAAUUGACGACUUUCGCUGAGAACGAGUCCAAUGGAUCAGCCGUGGCCGCGAUCAGUCUUCUGCGCUCCACCAGCAAUGCAGCACUCAAGCCGAAUAAUAACAAGCGCAACGCACCUACUACGAAGCUUGAGUCUAACUAUCAGCAUGGCAAGAAGCCAAAAUUAGGAUUAGGAAGAGCACAGUCAAGCUUGGCAAGGCUGCAGAAUCCUCUGCCGUCUUCGAAAGACGUCGAGAAGGAUCAUGGCAGUACUGGCAAAGAUGGUUUGACGCUUUCACCAUCUGGAGACUCGGAUAAGGAGAACUGGAUGCCCAAUGACGCCCACGGAAAUCCUCGUCGUCGACCACUGCCCUCCGCUCCUCGCACAGACAAGCAGCUUGGCUCAAGAGCGAUUCUUGGAGAUAAUCAUAAUGUUGUCAGUCAUGCCGUGGACUUCGGCGGUCGCAACCGCAGGCGAAAGGCUAAAGAUGUUGGAUCCAGCAUCUUCGAAGAUAAGGAGAAUGGUGGCAAGGGCGAUGAGGCUGUUGAGAAGUUCAUGCGGGGUGAUAUUAGUCCGAGCAAAAAGGGUGAUCUGGAUUGUGUUCAGGGACUGCUGUCAUUGAGUCAGGGCAAUUGGCGAUGA